Messenger RNA from Lynx canadensis (Canada lynx), 1176 nucleotides. RefSeq names its product keratin-associated protein 4-6-like. NCBI's taxonomy places the organism in Eukaryota, Metazoa, Chordata, Mammalia, Carnivora, Felidae. The transcript is spliced from 4 exons. The record is from RefSeq and is a predicted model, not a curated record. Bases 1 to 1176 code for a protein of 391 amino acids. Gene Ontology annotation, cellular component: keratin filament.
AUGGCCUGCUGCUCCACUAGCUUCUGUGGAUUUCCCACCUGCUCCACCAGCGGGAACUGUGGCUCCAGCUGCUGCCGGCCCAACUGCUGCCAGGACAGCUGCUGCCAGCCCAGCUGCUGCCAGAACAGCUGCUGCCAGCCCACCUGCUGCCAGCCCACCUGCUGCCAGAACAGCUGCUGCGGGACCGGCUGUGGCACUGGCGGCGGCCAGGAGGGUGGCUGCGGAGCCGUGAGCUGCCGCGUCAGGUGGUGCCGCCCUGACUGCCGCGUGGAGGACACCUGCCUGCCCCCCUGCUGUGUGGUGAGCUGCAUACCCCCCACCUGCUGCCAGCUGCACCACGCCCAGGCCUCCUGCUGCCGCCCGUCCUACUGUGGACAGUCCUGCUGCCGCCCCGCCUGCUGCUGCUACUGCUGCCAGCCCAGCUGCUGCCAGCCCACCUGCUGUGAGCCCACCUCCUGCCACGGGAACUGUGGCUCCAGCUGCUGCCGGCCCAACUGCUGCCAGGACAGCUGCUGCCAGCCCAGCUGCUGCCAGAACAGCUGCUGCCAGCCCACCUGCUGCCAGCCCACCUGCUGCCAGAACAGCUGCUGCAGGACCGGCUGCUGCCUGCCCCCCUGCUGUGUGGUGAGCUGCAUACCCCCCACCUGCUGCCAGCUGCACCACGCCCAGGCCUCCUGCUGCCGCCCGUCCUACUGUGGACAGUCCUGCUGCCGCCCCGCCUGCUGCUGCUACUGCUGCCAGCCCAGCUGCUGCCAGCCCACCUGCUGUGAGCCCACCUCCUGCCACUGCUGCCGGCCCAACUGCUGCCAGGACAGCUGCUGCCAGCCCAGCUGCUGCCAGAACAGCUGCUGCCAGCCCACCUGCUGCCAGCCCACCUGCUGCCAGAACAGCUGCUGCGGGACCGGCUGUGGCACUGGCGGCGGCCAGGAGGGUGGCUGCGGAGCCGUGAGCUGCCGCGUCAGGUGGUGCCGCCCUGACUGCCGCGUGGAGGACACCUGCCUGCCCCCCUGCUGUGUGGUGAGCUGCAUACCCCCCACCUGCUGCCAGCUGCACCACGCCCAGGCCUCCUGCUGCCGCCCGUCCUACUGUGGACAGUCCUGCUGCCGCCCUGCCUGCUGCUGCUACUGCUGCCAGCCCAGCUGCUGCCAGCCCACCUGCUGUGAGCCCACCUGUUAA